This is a messenger RNA of Dermatophagoides farinae (American house dust mite), 1638 nucleotides long. RefSeq names its product dehydrogenase/reductase SDR family member 7. NCBI's taxonomy places the organism in Eukaryota, Metazoa, Arthropoda, Arachnida, Sarcoptiformes, Pyroglyphidae. The record is from RefSeq and is a predicted model, not a curated record. Gene Ontology annotation, molecular function: oxidoreductase activity.
UUAUAUUCUAAGAAAAGAGAGUGGUCAAAACACAUUAUUAUAAAUGGAAAUUCAUCAUCAUCAUCAUCAUCGUCAGAAAAAUGAUCUGAUUUAAUGUUUGGUUGUCCUAAAAUUUUCCACUGUUGACACAGAAAACAAUCUACAAUGGCCUAGAUUAUAACUUUCUCCAACCGAGAUAUAUGUAGAUAGAUAGAGAUAAAUAAAGUUUUUCCAUCAUUAUUUUAGGUAAUCGCUUUGUCUCUCCAUUGGAAGAAUUUACUGAUCAUUCAAAGAGAAAAAAAUUAUGAAAAGAAAAGGGUCAAUUACACAUAACCAAUUUCAUGACAUUUUAUUGUGGUAAAUUAUUUCCUCGAAGUGUGGCGUUUGUUUUUUCUUUUCAAUAAUCACGUCAUGUUAAAUGCCGAUGAUAACAACGAACAGAGCCGUCGCAAAGUGUCGCUUGGGUACGUACUACUCAUGUUACUAGAUUAUUUUUAGUGUGGCAACAAGAUAAACAACAAGCGAAAUGCUCAUCUUAUUAUUAUUACCGGUUUUUGGUUUAUUUAUCUGGUGGUGGUACCAUUUAGAUUGUGAUCUUGAAACAUAUAUUGCCCUGAAAUUUGGACGAUCAAUCGAUACAUUACAAGGUAAAACUAUAUGGAUAACUGGUGCUUCAUCAGGAAUCGGUGAAGGUCUAGCCUAUGUUCUAGCCUCGGUUGGUUGUAAAUUGGUAUUAUCAGCAACGAAUGAAUCAAAACUUCAAGAUGUUGCCAAACGUUGUGUUUCAAUUGGAAAAUAUGAUUCCAAAAAUGUAUUGGUGUUGCCAUUCAACAUUACGGAUUCGGAAUGUCACCAGAAGAUGCUUGAUAAAGUUUUACAACAUUUUAAUAAGUUGGACAUUCUGAUCAAUAAUGCUGGACGUAGUCAGAGAGCAUCGUUCAUUCAAAUUGAACCUGAAGUUGAUAAACAAUUGUUCGAUAUCAAUGUUUUUGGCCUGGUCAAUUUGACUAGAGUUGUGCUACGUUAUUUUUUUGAACAAAAUAUUGAUGGUCAAUUUGGUGUGACAAGCAGUACGGCUGGUCUUCUUGGUGUACCGUUUUCAGCUUCCUAUACAGGUUCGAAACAUGCUUUACAUGGAUAUUUUGAAUGUCUUCGAACUGAACUUGGUCGUCGAACAAUCUCGAUUACAAUGUUUUGUGUUGGUCCAGUGUUUUCGAAUCUAUUGGAAAAAGCAUUCACUGGUGAAACUGGAAAAGUUGUCGGCGGUAAACAACCAGUCCAAAGUAGCCGAAAAUUAUCAAGUGAACGUUGUGGAUAUCUGAUGGCUGUAGCAUUGGCCAAUCGAAUCGAUCAAUCAUGGAUCUCGUUACAGCCGGUACUUACUAUUCAUUAUUUGGCCGUUUAUUUUCCACAAAUUUUUCGUAAAGUUUUUCCAUUCUUUUUCAAUGAAAAAAGAAGUCAAGAAUUUCGUGAUGGUUAAAUUGUUGAUUUAUUGAUAUAAAUCGUGGAAAAUAAAUUUUUUAUUUGAUGAUAAUAACAUCUCAAGAUUAUUUGAAUCAAAAUUUAUUAUUAUAAACAUUCAUAAACAUCGUUUUUGCUUUCAUUAUUCAAUUUGUUUACUGCAAAAUAAAUGACAAGAUGUUAUUUUUAAUUGUUUUU